Molecule: messenger RNA, 1641 nt
Organism: Drechmeria coniospora
Lineage: Eukaryota; Fungi; Ascomycota; Sordariomycetes; Hypocreales; Ophiocordycipitaceae
Product: putative 2'-O-ribosyl phosphate transferase RIT1
Exons: 2
Coding region: 1-1641 (546 amino acids)
Biological process (GO): charged-tRNA amino acid modification
Cellular component (GO): cytoplasm
Molecular function (GO): tRNA adenosine(64)-2'-O-ribosylphosphate transferase activity
Source: RefSeq, a predicted model, not a curated record
AUGACGUCGCAUGCGGACAUCCUCUUCCCGUCGCAGCCCUCGCUCUCGGAAUUGCUGUCGACUCUCAAGCGUUCGGCGCUGAGCAUCCACAAUCGGCUGGCGUCGAUCCGUGCCGACGCCGAUUUCGUCGCCCGCGCGGCUUCGAGCCUCUCGGGCGAGGGUGAGCAGGACCAGAAUGAGGCACGGCACAUCACAGAGCCGGCCGAAACCGGCGUCGCGGAGCCCGGGACGAGGAGGACAAGGCGAAGCGGCGGCCGGCCGCUGGUGGCCAACGAGCGCUGCGGCAGCUGGUACGUGCCGCCGGCGCACAAGGCGGCGAGCGCAUACUUCAAGAGCACCGACGGCCACGAGCGCGCCUGGAAGUUUAGCACGCGCCGGCUGAACCUGCACCUCGUCGAGAUGAUCGAGACGCACGACGGUGUCAUCAUUGUCGACUCGACGCGCCGAGGAAAACGCAAGUCCACAGGCUCCCUUUGUCGUCGUCGUCGUCGUCGAGCGCGCACCGCUAACGCCGCAGCAGGCAUGCCGGACGCCUUCGCCGCGACCAUCCCCAUCUGGUGCGCCGUUCUCAACCUCGUCCUCCUGCCCUCUCACCCGCUCUCCGGCCGCCUCUUCCUGCCCCCGCACCUGGCCCCGUCGACGCACGACCAGAUCAAGGCGCUGAUUCCUUCCUUCGUCGCCUCCCUGCGAGCCCUCGACCUCACACUGCCCACAGGGCUCACGAAACCGCUUCGGCCGUUAUGGAUCACCCAGGACUCGGUCCUCCGCUUCGACGGCGAGGCCGACGGCAAGGCGACCGAGCCUGAUGGCCCCCACGACCUUCCGGCGGCCCCCGCUCCCGCUGCGGCCCCCGUCCUGUUCGACGACUACAGGCCCGUCAUCUGCCUCACGGCCAGCCGUCGCGUCCUGGGCGCGACCGAGGUCGACGCCGGCGGUUACAUCCAGGGCGCCGCCGACGACACCGAGAACUGGGCCCACGGUCUCACCGCCGACCUCUUCUGGACGCACGUCGAAACGCUCCUCGCGGCGGCCGAAGCCGACCUGCCCCCACUCAUCGGGCGCCUCGUGUCGGACCAGGCGUCGGCACGGCUGCGCGCGCCUCUGGCGACGCCCCGUCACCGCCUCACCUCGCGCAUCUCCGUCUGCGCCCUCCCCCUGACGGCCGAGGCGACGGCGACCCCGGGCUCGGUCGGGACGAGCACUUGCCACGUCAGCCUCACCGAUGCCCCGACGCCGAGGGACACGUGGCUCAAGGGACCCUCCUCCCUCGAGGUAGGUCUCGGCAGGGGCAAGACGGCCAGUCGCAACCUCCGGCUGGCGCUGCCCGACGUCUGCGCCUUCGUCGCCUCCUUUCUCGCCAAGACACCGGGCACCUCGCUCGAGCCGUCGCAGCUCGUCGUGGCCUGCGAUUCCGGCCGAGACCUGUCGGUGGGCACCUCGCUCGCCAUUGCAUGCUACCUCUUCGACGGCGAGGGCCGGUUCCGCGUGCCGGGCGCAGACGUGUCCUUUAGCAAGUCCCUCGUCAAGGCCCGGCUCGGCAGCAUCAUGACGGCCUUUCCGGAUGGGAACCCAAGCCGGCAAACUCUGCAAAGCGUCAAUAGCUUUCUCAUGGACUGGAAAAGGGAAGGAACGGCAACAUAG